This is a messenger RNA of Hydatigera taeniaeformis, 1236 nucleotides long. NCBI's taxonomy places the organism in Eukaryota, Metazoa, Platyhelminthes, Cestoda, Cyclophyllidea, Taeniidae. The record is from the annotation of a GenBank genome assembly.
AUGUUUGCGAUUCGGGCCUCUGAAGAUGCAGAUUGCAAAGAACUUUAUCAACAGUCAAAGGACCUUCUCCACGAACAUGACGAUCAGGGUGAUGACACAUGGAUAAGUGCAGAAGAGUUUAUAGCUAUCCACGCUGAAAAGUUUGUCCGUUUUCAAGUCCUUACAACGAGAAUAGGCGAGGCCAAAAACGUCAGCAUUGAUGAAAGGAAGAAGGAAAGUGGAAGUGUAGAUAGAAGGAGGAGUGGGAAAGAACAAGGGCUUGCAAUUCCAGAAGAGCAGGUUGUGGGCUACAUUGCUUUCGCUGAAGACUUUGAUCUGCAUUUCGGUGGACGGGGUUUUCUAGUUGACCAAUUCUUCAUUCGUGAGCAGUUUCGUGGUAAGGGUCAGGGUCGAUGCCUUCUCAACUGUAUUCGUGCCGAGGCACGGAAGAGAUCACUGAAAUACAUCAAACUUUUCUACCAACAAACAGCUGAAAGGGAUGCAAUUUACUCACAUUUGGGAUUUAAUAACGUCUCGAAGUCUCAUCCUUUCAUCCACUACUUCGAGGUGUACGGUCCAGAGGAGAUGAAGUCGCGGUUGAGCAUUGAUGUUUAUGAGCCCAUGGAAGAAGACAUCAGCGCUCUGCCAGUGAAACCGGGAACGGACGUGCUGGAGUACAUUCAAGCGCACGACUCACAAGACGGUUAUGGCCGCCUAGGUCUCUUGUUUAGCUUGUCCACAGCAGUUUCUGAUUCUAGCGCGCCUUCACCUGGUCUCAUAGUUCUCAUACAGCACUCAAUACGCAUACAUCCGCUUCCUGGGCUCUUUGAGGUCCAUUCACUCAAGCGAUUUCUGUCUCAACGUGGGAUAUUUAUUGACGAUCCGCCUCCAAUCCUAUGGACCCAGAUUUGGAGUAAAUAUCAAGGCAUUGAUGCAGAAGACGUUCUCAUCUGUGCGUUUGUGGAACGACCCACUGUGUGCUGUUGGCUGGGACAUCAGUUGACGUUUAGCAAUUUUGCAGGCAACUUGCAAAUGAUAUCAAAGGAGCUACUGGUGCGACGUAUUCGAGCCUGGUCGCCCAAGUGGGGACCGGUGUUGGGAGUUAACUUUGAAAUUGCUGGCAAUGAGACGUCCUAUCUCACGGCGUCCAACAACGCUCUGGUGCGUCUGCUCAACUCGCUUGGCGUUCGUGAGGCCUUCAGCUGGAACUGUGCUGUCAUGCAAGAAGAGAAUAUUCAUGAAAAAGCUGAAAACUAG